Hypoxylon trugodes is the source of this 1113-nucleotide messenger RNA. Its product is annotated as alpha-ketoglutarate-dependent sulfonate dioxygenase. The record is from RefSeq and is a predicted model, not a curated record. Gene Ontology annotation, cellular component: cytoplasm. The transcript is spliced from 2 exons. The coding region runs from base 1 to 1113 and encodes 370 amino acids. Gene Ontology annotation, molecular function: 2-oxoglutarate-dependent dioxygenase activity. Lineage: Eukaryota; Fungi; Ascomycota; Sordariomycetes; Xylariales; Hypoxylaceae.
AUGUCGGCUGGUCUUGAAUCACUGAAGCAUAUCUCCCCGGACUCCGGGUUCCCAAUUGCGAUCCACCCGCACUUCUCACCUAAAAUCAGAGAUCAUGUUCCCCCGGAGCCGCUCCGAAAAGAGAUAGUCCCGGACAAGGACCGGGGCUCUUUCGCUGACCCCGAGAAGAAGGCGCUCUUCUCAGUAGCUAAGCCAGUCGCCCUCACGGAAUCCAUUGGAACACUUUUGGAGAAUGUGCAACUAUCACAAUUGACUCCUCAGCAAUUAGAUGAACUUGCGCUGCUCGUAAAUGAGCGUGGCGUGGUCUUUUUCCGAAACCAGGACCUUACUACUGAGCAGCAGGUAAAGCUCUUCGAGCAUUAUGGAAUCUUGGAUCGACACCCGGCUCAAAAGGAUGUCAAGCAUGUCGUGAUCAGGGGGAGCACAGAAGACCAUCGCGAGAUCAACAAGUACACUCCCUGGCCGUCAGGAGAAUGGCAUGCCGAUACUUCCUUUGAAAUCAAUCCACCCUCGUACUCGCUACUGCGCAUGGAAGAGCACCCCCCUGUUGGGGGCGACACCGCUUGGAUCUCCGGCUACGGCUUGUACGACGCGCUAAGUGACUCGAUGAAGAAGUUCGUCGAGGGUCUGCACGCAGUACACACUUCGCGACUACAGUACGACACGAUCCUGGAUUUAUGGGGUGUUGGUCCGAACCGCCCCCCGAUUGACUCGCAUCACCCAGCUGUGAGGACACACCCUGUCACUGGACUCAAGGCCCUAAAUGUGAACACGGGGUUUGUGACUGGCUUCGCCGAGCUCAAGAAAUUUGAAUCGGAUAAGCUUCUGGAAUUCUUCCAAUACCAUCUCCAUUCUGCGGACGAUCACUCCGUACGGUGGAAGUGGGACGUUGGUAGCGUUGCGAUGUGGGAUAAUAGGUGUGUGCUGCACCGUGUCAUUCCCGGAUCGUAUGAGGCGCCUCGGAGGGGUAUCCGUACGACGGUUUUUGGUGAAAAACCGUUUUAUGAUCCUGCGAGUGAAGGGAGAGCGGAGAGGGAACGUAGACUCAAGGCGGCAACCAAUGGGCAGUCCAAGGAAUCGAAUGGCGAGAAGCUUAUCAAUACGCCAGCUUAG